Babesia bigemina is the source of this 2394-nucleotide messenger RNA. Its product is annotated as surp module family protein, putative. NCBI's taxonomy places the organism in Eukaryota, Apicomplexa, Aconoidasida, Piroplasmida, Babesiidae. The record is from RefSeq and is a predicted model, not a curated record. Gene Ontology annotation, cellular component: nucleus. Gene Ontology annotation, molecular function: RNA binding. Gene Ontology annotation, biological process: RNA processing. Bases 1 to 2394 code for a protein of 797 amino acids. The transcript has 10 exons.
AUGGCACAUGUGGCCGCGUGGCUAAAGCGGCAGAAGGAGGAGGAGUUGGCCAAGGAAAAGGAACGGCUCGAGACUUCUAAGAUAUAUGCGGAGUACGUGCGCGAUUUCGAAGGAACCGGCGCUCCCGCCACGGCCGUCGCUGCAACUGCGCCCGUACGCUUCGUUAAAAGUGGAGAACCUGCGCCCAAACCAUCGCAAACGUCCCAUUCAAGUCUAGCAGCUUCCGGAAUCUUCGACGCCCAGGCUGGAGGCGAUCCGGCGGCUGAGAGGGUCGAUGAGCACAGCGCCGAGUAUCUGAGAUGGGUAACCUCCAACGCGAACGCGGCUGCCGCGCGGCCUCCGGCAACUGGGAAGACGCAGCUCAAGGAAAAGCAGCAGCGUCAGGAGGAAGAGAAGGCGUUGCAACGCCGCAUGCGCGAUUCUAAGCUGUCGCCAGGCCUUCCAGAUGCCGCCGUGCACAGCGCAGGGGUGGACCCUAGGCGCAACUCGGGCUCCGACGCCCCAUGUACCAUUUAUGUUGGCAACUUGCCACCUUCCAUAACUGAGGAUGAUUUGGAACGCAAAUUCGGGCGCUGCGGACGGAUCAAUCGCAUCAAAGUUAUGCGCAGCAGUGCCGCCGACCGCCCGAAGCAGUGCUACGCAUUCGUGACCUUUUCGCACCCCUCAGAUGCGCAAUGGGCUAAGGAAUCGCUCGAUGGCGCCGAAAUAUUGGGCUACCGCUGCAGGUUGGGAUGGUCGUACCACGGAGGCGGGAGAUCGCCAACCCACGGCUCGUCUCCGUCGUCGUACGCGGAACCUGCCGAGGUCGCCGUAUCGCCCAUGCCCUCUUCAUCCAAUCUCCCGCCACUGCUGGCCGAUGCGCGCGGAGUGCACGUUGAGUUGCCCCCGUCACCAAUGAAACGUGCGGUGAUCGAUUUGAUGGCUCGCUACGUAGUCCAGGGCGGCGCUGAAUUCGAGGCCAUGAUCAUGGCUAACGAGUCCGAGCAAGGCCUUUUCAACUUCAUCUUCAACCGCAACUCUCCCGAGCAUAUAUACUACCGUUGGAAAGUGUACUCCCUUCUCCAGGGUGACACCGAUAAGGAGUGGCGCAGAGAACCGUUCCAAGUGGUUGCCGGCGGUUUGCAGUGGCAUCCGCCCGUUGAAAAGACCGACACGUCGCCGGCGCCGCCGAUGCCCACGGUGCCGCCCAUUCUCGGUGCAGAGACAGCGAUGACGAUGUCGCACAGCGGCCGCGCCCCCAUGAUGCACUCAGACAUCAGCCGUUUGGAGAAGCUGCUGCGCGACUGCACCACGACCCGGGGGAGCGUGGCUGAGGCCAUGAUGUUCAUCAUCAACCACGGCGAGUCCGCGUUCCAGGUUACCGACUACCUCGUGAACUCGAUUCUGGAGGACACGCCGACGGUUGAUAAGAAGAUAAGUCGCCUGUACAUUCUGAGCGACGUGCUGUACAACACGUCCGCGUCCAACAAGUUCGCGUGGCUGUAUAGGUCGAGUUUUGAGAAGCGGAUCCCCGAGGUCUUCGCGCACUUCAGGCAGUUCAUGAAGACCUCCAGCAGCAAGAUCGCAGUCCAGCAGCUGAUAGGCAGUAUCACCCGUAUGUUGCCUGCGUGGCGUCAGUGGAACGCAUACCCCACGGAGUAUAUCCACGGCCUGGAGUCUGCCCUUUGGGGACCUGACUUCGAAUCUUUCGCCACGCUGCCGCAUUUCGAGGAGCACAGAGAGGCGAUCGACUCCACCUACGAUGGAGAGAAGAUGGAGUACUUUGACGUGCUAUCUAGGUUCCCGCUGAAGUGGCGCGAAGCAGCUUACCGCUACCUGCUCAUGCGCGUCAGGAAGCUGAAACAGCUGUGCUUGAUUCGUGGGCUGCUGACCAUACCCGGGGACAGGUCAUCUCUGGUCACCCGCCUGAUAAUCAACGACAUGUACGUGGAAGCCAGGGAGGCGGAGAUAAGAGAGAUGGAGCUUGCUGAACGUGAUAAUGAUCGCGAAGACCACGAACGUUUGUCACAAAGCGUCUCACCUUACGGCGGAGCAGACACUAUGGAGAUGGAGGUCGGCUCUGGCGAAUCCGAAAUGCGCCGACCGCCAGAUCCCGCCAAAUCACCGCCACAACCGGAACUCGGAGACGCUGAAGCGGCUUCGGACGAAUGCAGCGACGUGGAGUCAGCUUCCGACGCCGAGGUGCCGAAUGCCGCCGCCUCCGAGUCCGACGAUCACAUGGACACAAGUUCAGACGUCGUCGGACCUGACCUCGACCAUGAGGCCCCCGUUGACGCCCCUGAACAGUCGAGCGAGGUUGCAGCCGAAGAGGACGCGCAGCCCGAGGAAGUCGCCCCGCCGGCGCCAGAGGAGGACCCGGACGACAUAGAGGACAUGUUCGCAGCCGACAACUGA